Phaeodactylum tricornutum CCAP 1055/1 is the source of this 1775-nucleotide messenger RNA. RefSeq lists its product with no specific name. The transcript has 2 exons. Lineage: Eukaryota; Bacillariophyta; Bacillariophyceae; Surirellales; Neidiaceae. Bases 95 to 1390 code for a protein of 431 amino acids. The record is from RefSeq and is a predicted model, not a curated record.
ACGAAGCGGCCUGGAGCGCGAACACAAAAUCACACAAGUCUUCCGUGUCAGCACGGUUCGUCCUUGGUUUUUCUAGAGGCUUCCAAUUGGGACCAUGAUCGCUGUAUCUCCAGAGCCUACGGGAUCUGGAGAACCUGCAGUCUCUGCGGAACAUGCCUUAAGCGUAGUAGGACAGCUUUUGGGUGCUUCCUUCCUUCGCGAAGCCGAAAAGAACAUCUGCUCGUGCUCGGGUUCCGUUGACAGGCUCCGAGAGUGCGGCAUUCUGCCCGACACGCCCCAAAUGUCUCACUUUAGCCUCCAAUGUCCUUCCAUAUCGCUCGUUCACGAAAAGCAUACGAGCGUCGAUCACCGCACUCGUCAAACUGCGCAUGACUUGGCCAUUGCCCUCCUCUCGCGUCCCGUUGUCUUGCGGCGGGCCAACUACCAUUGCUCUUCCAGCAUGAAACCGCAAACCAGCCAGGGUGCUUCCAAUCCCGUCUUCCAAACGGACUCAUUGCCGCAGCUGUCGCAGCAGAUUCUUGAAAACGCGUAUCAAUCCUUCACCGUGCUCAUCGACAGCCGCCUGCGUGCCUACGCGAGCUUUCUGGCACGACACGCAAUGGCCGUCGCCGAUGAAAAGACCAACGAGAUGGGCAUGUUCAGCGUGGAGCAAAAGCUGGAGACACUCUUGGAUGUUGGCGGUAAGAUCACCGUUUCGCGAGUCUCCACGCGCUUUGAUGUGGCGGAAGUCGAGGGCGUUCAGGAAGGCGAUCACUACUCGUUUCCUCUUUCGUUUUACGUCGAAAUGUCGCUGAUGAUCCCGCGUCCUCUGGCCACCGAUGAGAUGGUCUCCGUUGCCUUUUCCGCCCCGGGAACGAUUGCGGCAAUGGUUGGCGAAAAGCAGAUUCUUUCUCAAGUCUCGGUCUCGUUGAAUGUGGAUGCACUUCUAUCGGAGAUGAUGGACCGCGCGUCUUGUAUUGUGGCCGCGGUAGUGGAGAUCGCCAACAACGCCUUUUGCAUUCCGGAAGAGCCCAAGAGUAUCCAACGCGGUGACAGCUAUCUCGCUAUGCCGCCACCACCACCCCCUCCGCAACCCAUCCCCAGACAAAAUUCGACGAAUCUGAGGGCCAAGCUCGUUAACCCGCUUGAACUUCUCAGCAAUGCCGCUGCCGAACUCCCGGUUGUUUCGCCAGAUCUGUCCGGCCUGAUGUCCCCAAGACACGGUGUGCCACCUUUGACCUUGGAGAUCCCUACAGUGGAUCCCUACCUGGAGGACACUGACGAUUCCGAGAAGGGUGUUUCCGAAUUCUCUGCCGAUCAGUGCGCAGAUAUUGUCGACGGCGUCUUUGGCGCUCUCGACGAUGCCUUUCUCAAGGAACCGCGCUACAAAAAGGCCAAGGGGCAACCCUGACCAACGCCCUUUUACCCACUAUAUACAAAGUGACACGAUGUCGCAACUUCUACAAUCUCCAACCAAAACCUCGAAAAUUCCUCUGUUGCACAGAACCGAUCAUUCCACCGCUUCAAGUCUUCGCAUUCUGCUGUUUCCGAGCUAUACAUUUACCCGCGCAUCAAUUCUCAAGUUUUGUAUCUCUGCUCGGCGCAACCUCUGUAGACAUCCCAGACAGCCCUCUCAUCUGACGUACCCAUCCACUUAUCUCAAUAUUGAAUCAAUUAUCAGCUAUAGGGCAAAAGGCUGCCCACGUUUCCUUCUCCAUGUACUGUUUUGACGCCUUUCGUCUGAUUCCGUAGCUAAAUAUCACGAAAUAGAACACUUUAACACGGACGAUGGACCU